Alternaria alternata is the source of this 561-nucleotide messenger RNA. RefSeq lists its product as hypothetical. The transcript is spliced from 2 exons. The record is from RefSeq and is a predicted model, not a curated record. NCBI's taxonomy places the organism in Eukaryota, Fungi, Ascomycota, Dothideomycetes, Pleosporales, Pleosporaceae. The coding region runs from base 109 to 423 and encodes 104 amino acids.
AACGUUCGUUCCUAAUUAGAGAGAACGAUCAUCGGAGAUUACACCGGUCGCUGCAAUGGCACUACGAUAAAGAUCCCGAGGUACCCAUCAGUCCUUAUCCAGGCACGCAUGCACCUUCGCUAUAUUCGGCCUCAUCUGUAUACUCCGGUGAAAAUUCCACAGUCUGCCAGGAUUCCGACACGGAGACUCAAGGCAAGAAGAGCUCUUCCGUCUCUGAUCCCGAUCAUUUUGAUACUGGCGAUGUCAACAACUUUCUCGUCCCCCGUGCCGACAAGUCAAGGAGGUCGGAGACACCGUCUUCCGUGGCUUCACGGACUUCGAGGGCUUCGAAAUCGACAAACCCAUGGGAUUGAGGACAUACGCGGAGAUGUGUGUUGGGCGCCUUUGCCGUAUUGGAUCCAUACCAAAUCUAACAAUCUAUGAGUGACAUUGGUGCAUAACUCACGCGUGCAAAGACCAAACACACUCUUUAUGUUCAAGGAAACUAUGUUUGACUUCAGCCGUCCAAAAAGUGCCGUGCUGUUUCUGUGUACCUGGAGGUCGAAGAGGGAAGGCUCCACC